Molecule: messenger RNA, 3802 nt
Organism: Misgurnus anguillicaudatus (oriental weatherfish)
Lineage: Eukaryota; Metazoa; Chordata; Actinopteri; Cypriniformes; Cobitidae
Source: RefSeq, a predicted model, not a curated record
GUGUUGUUACGUUGCUGAUGAGAUGUGCUGUGCUGUAAAUCAGUAGGAACUGAUCUGUUCAUGCUGGAUAUAUUGAUGAUUUCAUCACAGAAAUCUCUCAGCUGAAGAAAGAGAUGGCGUUACUGGAGACAAAGCUGAGGUCAAGAGGAGAUAUAGCAAUGAAUCGAGAGGAUGUGGAUUGUUGUGAAUCUUCAGUGUAUGUGACUGAUGAUGGGAGUCUGGAUUCAGUGUGGAUGAGCAGAGAUCAGAGCCGCACACCACAGACACUGCAGGCCUCUAAACUCUCUGAAGAGAAAUCCAGACACACACAGGACUCCGAUCUCAGUCUGACUUUACUCUGUUAUACUGAGUCAAAGCUCACAGACACUCAGGACACUACAGUGUGUGACAGUAAACAGAGCUUACAGGAGGAUCAAACCUCCACAGAGUCUCUGGAUUCUGUCUGUAACGCUGGAGAACAGCAGCAGAUCCUGCAGACCAAACUGAAGAUGUGUUCAGUUAAACUCAUCGACUGCACGAAUCUCAUGAUGAAGAUCAAAACUGAACCCACAGAAAUGAAAACUGAACCCACAGAAAUGAAAACUGAACCCACAGAAAUGAAAACUGAACCCACAGAAAUGAAAACUGAACCCACAGAAAUGAAAACUGAACCCACAGAAAUGAAAACUGAACCCACAGAAAUGAAAACUGAACCCACAGAAAUGAAAACUGAACCCACAGAAAUGAAAACUGAACCCACAGAAAUGAAAACUGAACCCACAGAAAUGAAAACUGAACCCACAGAAAUUAAAACUGAACCCACGGAAGAGGAAGAUCGUACUGAGGAAGAUGAUGAUUUUAUUCCAUCAGAUGUGAAGAGUGAUUCAUGUUUGGAUAUAGAAAUAACAUCCUCAACAUCAAAAGAGCGACUGACAGCACAAACUCUUUCCUGCAUCACCUGUGGAAAGACAUUCAGCUCACAGAGACUUUUAGAGAGACAUGAAAGAAAACACACAGAACAGAAACUCUUCACCAGAUCUGAGAUCAGCUUUACUACCUUACAAGAGAAGAAACUUCAUUCAGAAGAACACAGAGAGAAGAAGAAGAAGCAGUUUCACUGUGAGCAGUGUGGGAGGAUUUGUGCCUCUUCCUAUGAUCUAAAGGUUCACAUGAGGAUACACAGUGAUGAAAAGCCUUUCAACUGCACUGAAUGUGGAAAAUGCUUCAGAACCAAACAAAAUCUUAAAGUUCAUCAGAGACUUCAUACUGGAGAAAAACCUUUCAAAUGCUCUCAGUGUGACAAGACUUUUUCUCAGUCAAGUCACUUCAAAGCUCAUCAGAGAGUUCACACUGGAGAGAAACCUUAUCACUGUAGUUUCUGUGGAAAGAGUUUCUCUAUUGUAUCUAAAUUAAAAGCCCAUCAGAGAGUUCAUACUGGAGAGAAACCUUAUGUCUGUAGUUUCUGUGGGAAGAGUUUUCGUGUAAAGGAUACCUUACUAAGUCACAUGAGAAUUCAUACAGACGAAAAAUCUUUCAAAUGUUCUCAUUGUGACAAGAUGUUUGCUUAUUCAGAUGACUUCAAAGUUCAUCAAAGAGUUCACACUGGAGAGAAACCUUAUCACUGUAGUCUCUGUGGGAAGAGUUUUAGUUACUGGAAUUCCUUAUAUAAUCAUAAGAGAGUUCAUACAGGUGAAAAACCUUUCAAAUGCUCUCAGUGUGACAUGGCGUUUACUUGUUCAACUAACUUAAAAACCCAUCAGAGAGUUCAUACUGGAGAGAAACCUUAUCACUGUAGUGUCUGUGGGAACAGUUUUAGUGUAAAGUCUGCCUUAAUAAAGCACCAGAGAGUUCAUACAGGUGAAAAACCUUACAAAUGCUCUCAGUGUGACAAGAUGUUUACUUCUUCGUCUAACUUAAAAUCCCAUCAGACAGUUCAUACAGGUGAAAAACCUUACAAAUGCUCUCAGUGUGACAAGAUGUUCACUUCUUCGUUUAACUUAAAAUCCCAUCAGAGAGUUCAUAGUGGAGAAAAACUUUAAGUCUUUCCCCACCAGCUUUUAAAGUUUCUAGAGACAGCAUUUUUCAUGAUUUUCACAAAAUUUUAAUGUCUUCCUGAAAACGUACAAUAUAUCAAAUGAAAAAAUAGACCGUCUGCUUUCAAACAAAGGCAUUUCAUCCUACCUUCAUUAGUUAUCCUGUAAUCAGAUAACUAAUUAGUUAUCUUCAUUAGUUUCUUGAAAAACACAAAAUGUUGAGCAAAAAGCUGAGAUAAUUGCAUUUUUGUAAAGGACUUUUGAUAGAGAUCCAAUUCAGAGCGAUCCAAAAAAACAUACAAGGACAUACAGCUGUUUGUCCUAGGGCAAUACUUCUGAGUAGUAUAAGUUGUGGAAGAUCACCACCUGUUGGAUAAUAGCAGUAUUGCGGAAAGCCGGAAUUACUCGUCAUUGGCAGGGAAGCGUUUUUUUUCACUACAGCAAUGGCGAACAGACCGUGGAAAACUGGAACGUGAAUAAUAGACUGAGGAGAAGAGCAUCUAAAUCGCUAACAGAGGGGUGUGUGGUGUGCUGCUUUUAUGCUUUUAGGGCCACUUUUAGGCUGUAACUAAACUUAGGGGCUGUUUACACUUGGUAUUAAGAUGUGUUUUCAUCGAUCGGAUCACAAGUGGAUUACAUUUACACCUGGUAUUUAAAUCCGUCUCUUUUGUCCACUUUCGACCGCUUCUUUGCUGAAUACUAUGAGGGGGGUGGUCUGUGUGACGGUUGGCGAGUCUCUCUGCUGUCAUUCAAACCCGAGCGGGAGUAAUUAUGAGUUUAUAUGGACGCAAACUAAUAUUAUGUCGGAGUGCACUGCUUGUUUAGCAAGUAAACAUGCUGCACAGUGUUUUGUACAUGAGUAUGUAAGAGCUUUCUUUGAAUUUUCAGCGCAAUUGAUGAAAUAGAAUCGCGCAACUUUCACACGCUUUCAAAACGAAACUACGGAGAUCAGCCGCUUAGUUUUAUUAAUGAAAGGCUAAAAAUAGCGCUGUUCACCAAAUGUUCACGCCAGAAGUCAAAAAAGACGUAAAACUUGUGUUUAAUACCUCAGAUUAGAUAAAUAGGCGGAGAUAAGGCGGUCGCGUGUGGCUGUUCGAACGCAUUCAACCACAUGUGCGUUCCGCAACUCCAAAGCGAUCCGAUCGAAAGUGGUUUCGACCACCUCUGGAUGUGGUUGAAAGUGGUCGAAAGUGGACGAGCUCAAAACGUUUUGAACACCGUUUACACCUGGCAUUAACGUCGUCCACUUGUGAUCCGAUCGACGAAAACACAUGUUAAUGCCAAGUGUAAACAGCCUCUUAUAUGAAUGCAGGUGAAGGCGGCAAUGUGAUAAACAAACUGGUUGGGUUUAGGGAAAGGGUGGGUUUAGAUGCUCCAACAUAUCUUUAAAACCAUAAUUGUUUAUGAAACCAUUUCUACAUUUAAAAAGGUAGGAAAUAAAAUGCAUCUAAUUUGAUGUAUAAUGCAAAGAACAUUAAAACGUAACCACAGGUCGUAUAAGCUUUGGCCGCUCGAAGGCACUACGUCCCUAUCUGUUGUAUUAUGGUGCAUGCAUAAACGAACUAUUAGGUUAUAAUUUUUAUAUAAUCUCUUUUAUAAACUCUUUUGUUAUGUGUCAAACUCGUUUUUUUAUGUUGUGUGUGCUAUGUGAUUUAAGAAUUGGUUUCACAGUUUUAAUGUCAUGGGACCAUAAUGUCAUUUAUUGUCCAUUAACUUGGCUUGAAUAUGAACACACUGAGAAAGAAAGUGUUCAGACUAUUUAGUAAAUGCUUUGUUCAUUUUUACAAUGA